Molecule: messenger RNA, 2709 nt
Organism: Colletotrichum karsti
Lineage: Eukaryota; Fungi; Ascomycota; Sordariomycetes; Glomerellales; Glomerellaceae
Product: acyl-thioesterase
Exons: 4
Coding region: 1-2709 (902 amino acids)
Biological process (GO): fatty acid catabolic process; acyl-CoA metabolic process
Cellular component (GO): peroxisomal matrix
Molecular function (GO): fatty acyl-CoA hydrolase activity
Source: RefSeq, a predicted model, not a curated record
AUGACCUUGCUUCAGCUGCCCAGCCUCAGCGAGGAUGGGUCAAAAAAGCUCGUCGAACUGCCUGACAAAGCUAGACAGAUGUGCCCAGACCCCACAGCUUUUUUGCUUCCAUCAGUUGUCAAAAGUUGGCGGACGACGGACUUCGGCCGAGACUACGCACCAACCCAGCAUUCAGGGUUGCUUCUCAGCAGCGGCAAGGGCAAACAGGCCUUUCUCACGGUGCGGCAGCCAAAGGAACCGAGCAAACGCCUUGAUGUAGACGACUUCAACCUCGAGGACAUUGAGGGGGAGCUCGGCGAUGUCUGCUUCAGCUGUAUAUGCACUUUCAAGCGGCCCGAGGAAGCCCGAGUCAGCUCUCAAGAAGUUCCACCGCAAGACCGCUUUGCGGAUAUUCUCAAAGCCAAGUCUCCUGGGCAAUGGCCCAAGGCACCGGCUGUGGAUGUGGAGGAGAUCAAGGCCAUGUUCCCUGACGCCUCGGGACACUUCCCCAUUGUCGAUAUGCACAAGGUCGAUCUGACGGCAUGGAACGAAGGAAAGGAUGUGACGGAAAGAAGGGAACUGCUGUUCUACCGUCUUCGAGGGCCACUGCCAGCCGACGAUCCGAACGCUCAUGCUCUCGUACACGCCUUUGAGUCGGAUCGAAACGGCCUGUUGAUGAUCGGCAAUCAUAUCGGUCUGGGAUGGAGCUUGGGGGUCGCAGCAAGCUUGACGUAUGCCUUCGUCAUCCACGUCAACGUUGACCAGACAGUCAUGAAGGAUCCUUCGGGCCCAGACGAUGGAUGGUGGAUUCAGGAGGUAUCGUUUCCCCGUGCUGGUCAAGGGCGAGGGGCGCUCAUGUCAGAGCUGGAAGACGCCAUGCGAGAUGCUCAAGCAGAAGCAGACUUCAUUGAGACGCAGGUUGCCUACAAAGAUGCCGAGAUCGACAAUUUGAAAUUCGACAGAAUCAGCCAUUCGGGUUCCACGAAGCACUUCAACGCUGCCAUCAUUCGCACUCAACAGAAACGGCAAGAACUGUGUGACGCCUUCGACUCCAAGAAAGAUGAGGUUUCUGCCCUGAAGGAAAAGAUGAAGAAGCGACAAACAAAACUCGCUGGCUUCGCCCCCGUCGAAUCGACAGUUGCCCCGGACCCAAACGAGGAUGAAGAGACUGCCGCCUUGCUUGAAGUCACUGGCACCCCUUGGAAUGAGGCUUUUACCACGAGCGACGACGGCAAAGUCUUUACGAGUCCAGCCAUGCUUCGAGGCGUUCCGACUACACCCAUCACCGAAACUUGCCCCUACUGGGAGCCAUCCUGGCUCAAGUUUGGGGACGCUAUCGACGAGAAUCGCUUCCAGAGAGAAUACGACCAAGCCUGCGAGCAAUGGCGGCAAAGAAUUCAUCGAGGUUCGCUCUCAGAAGCGGAUCAGGAAUACUUUGACAAGCAAGAGAAGAAAUAUUACCGUCUGGUGAACGAGGCAAAGGUUAUCAGGAAAUGGUUUUGCCCUGGAAAGACCCUUCACCCAAACCAGUUCAUGGCCAAGGCAUACAUGCCCGAUGUGGGAUUCUGCCUGCCACACAAUCUUUACCGAAUCGCCAACUAUCUCAACCGCCUCAAAGUCUUAUUCGAGAGAGGCGAGUUGGCCAUGCAGCCGCUCUAUUUCCUCCUAUGGCGUAUGAGCGUGAGCUUUGACCGCGAGGCCGGCAAUGGCAUCCAUGCUCGGAGCUUUUGCAGCCGCCUAAUCGAGGAAGACCGCCACGCUUUCGAUCCGUUGCUCCGGAAAGCAGUGAUUCGGAGUGCCCAACACACCAACGACUACAACUGUUACGGUCGUAGAUCGAAAGGUCUUGGACCGCUCGCGUCCCCCGUCAAAUCACGAUCAACCCAUGCAUCUGCUCGUGUUGCAGCACCACCAACACCUGUCUCGCCUGAGCCCAGGCAAAAGUCAGCAGCCAGAUCAACAACACUUGCACAGGCCGACUUGGAGCCAUCCAUCUCGUCACAAGCGCCGGUGAAUCAGCUAGGCUUGACGACGCUGCCCGAGCGGGGCCAAAAGAGACGCAGAACCUCGCCCAGGCUUCAACAGCGGAUAUCUGAAGAGUCCAGCAUCUUGUCGCGGGCCAAAAAGGUCAAGAUCGAGAUUCGACUCCCUGUAAGAUCUAGGUCUCCCGCCGAGGGUCCUGACACGAGCGUUUCUCGUGGAGCAACUUCAUCUUAUACAACUUGCCUCGAUACAUCACCAGGAACAACGACGUCGACGAGGGCGACCGAGCCUGUGCACAUUGCAACCUCGAGCAAGGAUGGAACAUCUCAUACGCCCAAAGAACCGACGGCUCAGGCGAGAAGCAGCGGGCUGCCAGCAGACAUCGAACAGUGUAUCCAGAGAGCCGAAGCCUUGAUCCGGGAAGUCGCAAUAUAUGGGGAGCCCAUGCGAGACCAGUUGGCCAGUAGCACAAGCGACUCGCAGUCCACCGAUACUGCUAUGAUGGACACAGCGGAGCAACCACACCCUGUUCAGGAAGAGCAUGCCAAAGGCAGUGACCGGGCUUUGGGUGGUACAGGAUUGGACGAGGACGUCAGCCUCUUGGAUGUGAAUGAAGAUGUCAGAUUCUUGGGGGAGCGAACAGUCGAGCGUGGCCCCUUCCCACGAACCCGCAGAAGACCCGCGCAGCCCUUUCUAACGCCGUGGCUCCCUUGCACCGAACGCGAAGCGAUGGCCAUGUUGCUAUGA